Molecule: messenger RNA, 4275 nt
Organism: Penaeus chinensis
Lineage: Eukaryota; Metazoa; Arthropoda; Malacostraca; Decapoda; Penaeidae
Exons: 11
Coding region: 748-3852 (1034 amino acids)
Molecular function (GO): protein binding
Source: RefSeq, a predicted model, not a curated record
GUGAGCGUCAGUCGUCUCUGUGCCCAGGAAUGGCCCGGCACACUUACUGCCUUUCCACUCUCUCAGUGAUUUAUUUUUUCGCUGUGGUCUCUUCUCUACAGAUCGAUGAAGGCUGCGUCGUAAGGCAGAGAUGGCAGAGACCUUGGCUGUGGUCAGAGGCCCGGGUGAGCGCGUGGGCUCCGAAGGAAAAGCCGGCGUCCAUCUUCGAACUCACGAUGACUUAUGGAGACUAUUACCUGGUGAAAUACAAAACCGUGCUUGACACCCAGAAUGUCCAGACGUACCGGUACGAGGGCAGCGGAACACAAAAAGCCAUAACGAAUAUUACUCAUGCAAUCAGCGGAGGGAGAUGGGUAGAUUUUAUGUACACAGUCGACACCGUCAAUGCUCUUACUUACGUCUCGGGGAACGUCUGCCAGACGCUUGUGAGCUUCACGACACCCUGCCAAUAGUUUUCCUGCUUCUCUGGAAGUUGUCGGCAAUAAUCUGACACUAAACUGUUACUCAGGAGUUCGAGUGUGGAACGUGACGAAAGAGGCGGAGGUAAUUCCUUUGGAUGGAUCUGAGAAAUAUCUUUUCAGCGUCUUCUCUAAUCACCACGUCUUGCCUUCCUUUACGCUGGGAAAGCACACAUUCAGUUUAACACGAAACCAAACAGGAAUUACAACGAAAGGAGAAGCUAACAAGACUCUCCCCGCCUUCGUGGAGCAUAGUUUCACCAUUGCCUUCGCGGAAGGGGCUCGCGGCAUGGUUUCUUGCGAUAUAAGGCUGGGGGAAAACCAAACUAGUGAUGAUGUUCUGUACAUGAACGAGUUACCGACUCAUCUGUCGGUUAAGGGACGGCCGGGAGAUGAGUUCUACGUAGUUCUUCGCUCAACGACAUCCGACGAAAACGCACCUCCCGGGCCUCCGCCAGAAAAUGCUACAGCCGUGGUCCUCGGCGUAAUGUUGGUGACCGUAGUCAUUUCAGGUUUAUUCUAUGUUCUUUACAAGAAAUGGAGGCCCGCGAGGAAGGCCGAGACACCGGAGAAACGGGCGCCCGAGGAGCUGGAGGCGCUCGUGCCCCGUGAGGAGCGUGGUCUCGCCCCGCCGCUCCUUCCGUCCAUGAUGCAGUGGGACGCCCUUCGACAAGUAGUGAUAGAAGGAGAUAUCAGGCAGGUAAAGCAGGCGGUUGCAGAUGUAGAGCCUGAGGAGUCUUCCUAUGUGGAAGCUCACCUUCAGGCGAGAAUGGAAAUCGCGGAGUUCUUCCAGUCUCGGAAGGAAGCUCUGCGUUCACUCGACGUCGUUCCACGUGUCCUACAGGAGCUGAACAGACGGUUGGAGAAGAUUUUCUUGGCAGCAGAAAAAGGCCUCUACAAAACCGGGGUGGAUGUUCUCCUUCGCAAAUACAGCCUGCCUGGAUCGGUGACGGACGCGAAGGGCCGCUCCCUCCUGCACUAUGUUACUUCUUGCAAGGGCCCGGGCGAUGCUCCUAUCUGGAGAGCGGAGAACGUUCUCAAGUUGAUAGACGAUCAUAAUUGCCUACCUAAUGCCGUCGACUAUCAAGGCAGAACAUGCCUGCACUUCCUUGCCCACUCUGCCAGCAACUCCCGUUCGAAGGUGCAGUGGCAUGGGCGGGAGGAGACCGUCGAGACAGCGUGGCUCAGUCUGGCGAAGAUCCUAGUUCAUGCAGGAGGUGACCCCUCGCUGAAGGAUCUUGCUGGGGAGCUCCCGCAUGUGGUAGCCAAGGAGAAGGCAAAGCUCGAGCUUCAUGACUUCUUUUCGAGAAAGUGCCAGCGCAAGGCUCAGCAGGUGAGGGAUUCCCAGUCGUUCAAGACGGUCCUGGACGCCAUCAAGAGAAAAGAGACGUCAAGCGUCAAGGACCUUCUGCUGUCUGAGCCGCCCCCUGAGCCCUUGGACGCCACCGAUGACCUGUUGACGGAGGCUGUGAAGCGAGGUCUUCUGGAGGUCACGACGAUGCUGCUGAGCUCGGGAGUGCCGCUGUGCAGCCACUCCCUGGUGUCCAUCACUCCACUGGAAAUUGCUCAUAGCGUCUCGGGAAUUCCGGCAAUUCUCCCGGCGCUACUCAGACGAGAAUAUGCAAACAAGCUCCGAUUUGAAACCAGCAAGAUUUUGGGACAUGAUCAAGAAUCGACUCGUCUUCAGAGCCACAUGAUGGAAUUCGCCAGUGAAUUGGAGUCCAAAGGUAAAGACGCUUCUUGGCACUUCACGGAAGAAGAAAAUAUAAGAAAGUAUUUGUGCAUCGCGGCCGGCCUCGGGCUGACUCUUACAUGCCAAGUGUUAGGCCUAGAUGACGUGUUCCUGCAGCCUCUCCUCAAUGAAGAAAAACCCGUCAAAAAGGCUGUGGAGAAUAAGCACAAGCAUAUGCUGACUGUGCUCUACCGUGACUUAAAUAUGUCUUUGUUUUCAGCCACUGAUGAGACAACAUUACCAAAGGAAGUCAUAGACAAUGUAAUUCAUUGUGAAUUAAAAAAGCUGAACAGGUUUCUGGAAAAAGCAGGUGUUGAUGGGCGCAUGGACAUGCAGUUCCAAAUGACGAAAGAAGAGAAUGGUCUUGGCGAAAGUACAUGGCUGCUCGGCAUCGCAAAACUAGGACUUGUAACAAUUUACCACAAAGUAGUGAAAGUAGGAAGAGCCCCUGAUAUAAAUCAUCCAGUUGAACAACUCACAGGAUAUAAUAUGCUUCACCUGGCAGCACUGUAUGGUCAGCUAAAUAUGGUCGAAUACCUCUUGCUGAACAAAGCAAACGUGAUGGCAGAGGGAAAGAAUGGGUUUACAGCAGCCCACCUGGCGGCACUCAGAGGUAACCGAGAGUGCAUGCGGUAUUUGCAUGCUCACAUGGAGACCCAGGGUCAUUCAAAGGAUACUCGAACCCAGGCUGGCUUGACGGCAAUGCAGCUGGCCGACGGAUAUAAGGCUCUUGUGGAAGACUACAGUAAGAUUCUUCUUGCAGAGGAAGAUCGACUGAGCGUGUUGAGUUGUCCGUACGCCAUCAAGAAAACCAAGAUUCUGCUUCAGAGGAAGGGCUUGCACUUGGGAAUCACAGACGAGCAGAGUUUCCGUGACACAGUUAAAAGGCUGUUUAAACAGCAACAGUCAUGUGACAUAGUAAAUGAAAUGGCAAAUUUGCUGAAAGUUGUAUGUCAAGAAGACCCAAGGUUCUGCGGGGAAAUGGUCGAACCAAAUCCUGAAGGGACACUCCCAUCUAUAGUGGUAGAAGAUUCCUUUCAAGUGUACUGGCAGGUUAACAUCAAAGCAUGCACCAGAGUAAACCCAGAGCACAGCGGUGCGGAACAAUGUUUACUUACAUUUUCCCCUGAGGGUGAAUUUCAGAACUGCUGUUUUAGGGACGAAUUCCACAAAGCAAUCAGAAAAUCACUAAGUAUGUACACUUUUAACUCUAAAUACAUGUGGCUCACGUACCCUUGCAUCACCAAAACAGAUAUUGGUACUUCAGUAUACCUCGUGUGGUACAACGCAGGCAAAGUUAGAUUAAUACGAGUCCUACUCAUUCCCGUGCUGAAGGCGACAUAUCCGAAAGACAACCAAAACGAAAACGUGUCUAAGCUGCUGGAUAGAUAUUUAAAGAAUGAGGUUCCUGUCCACAUUGCCAAUAAAGGAGGGGACAGGUGGAGCUACGUCCUAGUUCAGCUGGAAAGUGAGAUAUUAGCUCAGAUAACUGAAGAACAAAGAUAUAUUUUAUUGGCUUGUAAACUCCUGACGAACCUACUGUAUUCUUGCUGGUGGUUCCCUAGGCAACACAGCCGAAGACACGGCCAUGCGUGGGGGAACUAUGUUGUCGGGAUCGUGGCUCUCUCUCAGUCCCUCCUCUCCAUUGAUGUUCUUCGAUGAACUUUCACGCACGACGCUGGAGGACUGGAGUCCCUCCAAGUUCCUCGAGCGAGUCAUAUCGAUUUACAAGAGGGCAACAUGCGAGGUUAAUGGCCGGCAGAGGGUCGAAGAAAUCCCAUUCUUGCUCGACUCGAGGCACUCGCGGGAAAGGGCAUCGCUAGUCAUCCUGUCUGUUAUCGAGUACCUGCAAGAACUCAGAGGCUGUGACCGAAGCGGCAAUAAAACUGCUUCCAUGUAGCCGAUUUCCCUUAGCAAUAGGUAUUAGUUGCCCCACGAAAAUGUAGAUAUGUCAAUCAUCAUUUAGAUUUAGGCGUCACUUUGGACGCAGUAUUUCCGAAAUUCAUCAUUUCAUAGUAACUAUUUCAACAUUAGGAAUGUUUGUUGCCUGACGAUUUGCUUCAUUAGUAAAUUAACUUUAUAAUA